Molecule: messenger RNA, 975 nt
Organism: Suricata suricatta (meerkat)
Lineage: Eukaryota; Metazoa; Chordata; Mammalia; Carnivora; Herpestidae
Gene: TRARG1
Product: trafficking regulator of GLUT4 (SLC2A4) 1
Exons: 3
Coding region: 215-748 (177 amino acids)
Cellular component (GO): membrane
Source: RefSeq, a predicted model, not a curated record
CUCCAAGGGGGCAUCAGACAGACCUCAGCCUCUGAACUGUGACUGGCCCAGAGAGGUCGACCCUCCCAGGCUCCAGCUGGCCCUUGCUCCUGUGGGUGACCCUUGGGCCCCUGACCUGUGGGCCCCCAGUCUGGGCUGAGGAAUGGUGUGCUGAGAUCCCUGUGGAACUGAUCGUCUCAGUCUGGAGCUGGAGCAACCUAAGGCCCAAGCCAACAUGGCCACCCCUGCACAGCCUCAGUUUCUCCCAGCCCGGGAGCCAGGUACUGCCUCACCCACCAACCUGCCGGAGAUGGAGACGCUCCUCACUAAGGUGGAAGGCAAGGAUGACAAGCCACUGAAGCUGUCCAAGUCCCUCUCGGGGGCCCUGGACCUGGAGCAGAAUGGCCAUGGCCUGCCCUUCAAGGUGGUAUCCGAGGGGCACCAGGAAGCCGCAAUCCCCUGGUCGCCCUCUCGGGCCAGCUCUAGGCGGGCAUCCUCUGUUGUCACCGCCUCCUCUGCCCAGGACCAAGAAGUCCCCAAAGAUUACCUCAUCCUUGCCAUCACCUCCUGCUUCUGCCCCGUCUGGCCCCUCAACCUCAUUCCCCUCAUCUUUUCUAUCAUGUCCCGAAGUAGUGUGCAACAGGGGGACCUAGACGGGGCCCGGAGGCUGGGCCGCCUGGCCCGGCUGCUCAGCAUCACCUUCAUCAUCAUGGGGAUCAUCAUCAUCAUUGUGGCCGUGACCGUCAAUUUCACAGUUCAGAAGAUAUAGAAUUAACCAGGGCGCUGUGCUAGCAGAAUGGCCCCCUGACCGGCUAGAGGCCUCCAUGCACUGCCACCCACCGCAAGCGGGCAGGACCGCGGCUGCCAAGCGCCCACUCUUCCCUGAGUUCCCAAAGCACGAACUUGGAGGCAAGGCCCCAAGCCCCCCACUGUCAGCCCAUAUCAGAUGUGAAAAGUAAGAAGAAGAAAGGAAAUUAAAUUUUCUAUGAAACUGAA